GUUCCGUACUCACUUUUUUUUCUGUCUGUCCUUGAAUUUCCGUGUUAUCGGGAUUUCAUUUUACACCUAGCUAUGCUAGUUUCUGGCAUUUUUUAAAGUCAUGCAACCGUUAGUUUUUCAGAGAUUGGCUGAGAAUUAAAAAAAAUAAAAAAUAAAUUUCUUCGGUUAUUUUUAUAUUUAUCGAUUUUGUUGUGUGUAAUUCCAGACUUGAAUUGUGGGGCCGAGCUGAUUGCAUACUACGUGGCGAGAAGAGUCUACCGAAACCUAAUGGGCUAAUCUGACUUUCCACUGGUAAAGGUUGAAACUAAUCCAGAGCAUCCAACACUUGUCCAAGAUGACAAAACAUAAAAAUACUCAAAUCUCGUUUUUGUUAAAUGAAGACGGAAGGGUGCCUUUGACAGUAUCACAGACUAACUCUAAACAGAACCAGGUUUCUAUCCUAAAAAAGACUGCUAAUCAUAACCCAGCAGUUGCAAAACCUGCAGCAAAGUCCAGAGUCUUGAAAAGCGGUGGAACUGUUUCUGAAGAGUCUUCGUCAAGUUGUGCAGCAGGAUCCAAAGUGUUGCAAAAAGUGUGUCUCGGUAUCAGAACUAGUUCUACAACUGCAGAUGGUUCUGGAUGCAGUAAGGUGAAAUCCAGUGCCGUCAAAGCAUUGCCUAAGACCAAGAUGACGUGCUUAGCCUCUGCUAGAAUCCCUGAACAACCAGUUAAACCUACAAGUACAGCUAGUUCUGCCAAGACUGGGCCUGAUGAGAAGUUGGUUGGCGUAAACACCAAAGUGCGUCCCCACCAGAGAAAUGUACCACUUUCUACCCAACUGAGCACCAUAUCUGAAAAUGAGAAGCUCCUGAAAGAGCCCUCCAACCUACCUGUAAGCGGAGCGACGCAAAGCAGAAGCCUUCCUAAAAUCGGCUUAAGUCAGCUGAUCAUUGUGUCAUGUCAAGAAAAACAGCAAGUCUAUUGUCAGCUGUGUUCAGUCAGGCUGAGAACAUCCACUCACUCCACCAGCUUCACACACUGCUGUAACUAUGUGAAAAUGAAGUAUCCAGGAUGGACUGCAAAUUUAUCAGAGAUUGGGGACAAAUUCAAAGACAUUGUGGCCCAUUUAGCUGAGAUUGAGAAAAGCAUAGGAUCACAGAAGCCACAGAGGACAGAAGUGAAGAAGGCGUUCUACCUAAAGCUUGCUGCUCUUUCAGAAAAAGAAGCUAUUGAGGAACUAAAAACAAUUGAGCGACAAGACCCCCGAAACUCAUCCUCUGUAUCUGAACCUGUGCAAACGUACCGACAGGAAGCUCAAAGUCCAUGUGAAGUUUCAAGCUCAAAUGAUGGUGAAGAUUGUAAAGCCGGUACUCUGACUCGGGACCAUCUCCAGACAUCUGCAAGUUGCAUCAAAAUGGAUCAAAAUCAUGUUCCAAGCAGCGAAACUAAAGAUGCUGCUGAAACUGCUAAACAAAAUCCAUUUAUGCCAGCUAUUGAUGCUCAGCCUCAAAGUCUCAUAAGUAGUUCCAGAGUGAGAGUGGACUCUAUUUUCCCACCAGAAAGAAAACUUUCAAAGAGUCUGUCGCCCGCACAAGAUGCACCAAAAGCUGGUAACUGUCGACCAAAAGUUGAGAUGUGCAGCCCCAAGAAACGAGCAGAGUCGGUGCAAAUAAAAAGGACUGGACUGGGCCACAAAGUGAGAGAAGCUCCAAUGCAUGACGGACCACCUAGAGGACAUGAUGAAUUACCACCACCACCACCCAUAACUUGCUUUGGGAGAAAAGCUUCAGGCUGCAGUAAUUUAGUCCUUUUCUUGCACGCAAGACAAGUGGACACUAAACAAGUCAUUGGUAUGGAGUUUCUGUGGGAGUGCAGAGGGAUUUGUCUGGACACUUUCUAUCUGUGUGAAAGCUGUGAGGAAACCGUCUCAAACCGUGACAUCUGUCAACAUGUGACCAGUCGCGAUCACCAACUCGAAUACAUGUGGAAAAAGCACCCUGAGUUUCUGAAGAUAUUCUGGCAGGAGGAAGACUUGCCUCAAGCCUUGAAAAUCAACAUUUUGCAAGAAGUUAUCUGGAGGCUGGCAGAGCGUGACAGUUUCCAAAAAAAUGAUGCAAAGUGCAUAAUACUUCAACAAAAAUUGCAUCAGUUUGUCAGGAUGACUCACUUCAGUGAAGCUUUAAAAAUUGUGCAGAGCAUCCUUAAUGAAGAGAAAACAACCGUCCAUCUGCCCCUCAGUGCUGCAUGCCAGUGGAAUGAAGAAAUUACAAAAAGCACAGUUUUGGAAGAAAUGUCCAAUGUUGGAACAUCAGAUGUAAUAACAAAAACGGACUUCAGUCCUGUGGAUAUGAACUCCUCUUCAUCAAACACUGAUUUGGUUAGCUCUGGUGUCCCUAAUCGAAGCGUAGAAGAUGCCAAACCCAAUCCUUUUCAAAAGCCAGUGUCAUCAGCUCUUGCUUUGCCUCAGAGCUCUGAUCAGAAACUAGUUCCAGAAGAAACAUCUUGCACAGCUUUCGGAACAAAACUGAACGUAUCAGUCAGUGGCCCAACUAAAAAAAGACCAGCCAGCUCAUCGAUGGACCCCCUGCCAGCUAAACGUAUGCUCAUCAUGCAGAAGAUCAAGUGUGAGCCUGCUUCUCCAAAUUCAACGUCUCCUCCAGUCAACCUUCCUGCAGGCCCUUCUCUGCUUGGUAUCAAAGAUGAAGACUCUGGACCUAAGCAUCUUCAAUCCACUGUGGAUCAGGAUUUGUUUUCAAAACUAACUUCUCAUUUGAAACGGAUCACCUCCAAGUUGACUAAGGAUAAUAUUAAAACCAUUAACUCCUGUCCAACCAGUUCUCCUGCAAUUCCUCAAACUAGGUGGGAUGCAAAAAUUGAUAACUCUGGAAGUGUGUCGUACGACUGGGACUCAAAGUGUUGCCUGAUUCAAGCUCCAGUGAGGAAGAAUCCACCUACCAACUUGUUAGACGGGACUAAGAUGGUGACAUCUGAUUUGGAGUGCAAGAAGGAACUUGUCACCGUAGGUCUCGACUCUGCUCCUAAAAUCGUCUCGUCCUCUGAAAGCCUACAGCGGAUCGUUGCAGAUGAUGUGACUGAAGACAAGCCUGUCACUACUCUAGCUCCUACUGCUGACCUCUUUAAACUACAGGAUCAGCAAUUCUGUAAAAAUGAAAGUAGACUUCCAUUUGGUUGUGCCACUACCAACCCUAACUCGGGGCAAACACUGAAGCCAAAAUGUGACCCAGAACCUGACGGGAAUGCGAUUGGUCCAUUACUUAACACUACUGGAGCUGACCAGCCAGACCCCAUAAAGCGCAUGUUUCAGUCCAGCUACACUGAACAGGCCAAUACUGACAUUAACAUAAACAAUCAAAUCGGCUUCCACAUUGAUCCACCACUAAGACCCACUUUCACGGUGGCGGGUUCAGGAGGCUGUGAUCCACACGGCCAAAUGGGCGAUUCAGGUUAUCCUUCCUAUCGGGCUGGUCAAAAACAUGUGGCUGCUUCAUUUAGCACUGAAGGCUCACAUCUACCGUUCAUCUAUUCAAGCCUGAUCUACCCACAGCAGAUGGUGAACCCCUUCAGUCUUACUCCUUUCAGAUAUCAUUUGACACCCCAAUUACCUCCAGGAACGGGGUCUUUCAACACGCCGUACUACCCAUGGAUGGCAGGGGUGAGAAUGUGAUCCAUGAAUCUUCUCUGGACUUGUAUUCAUAGUUUUUUUUUUUUUUUUUUUUUUUGUUUUUUGUUUUUUUCUUUCUGCCUGCUUGCAUUUUGGUCCUACAAUUUUACAUACGUUAUUCUUGUGAAGUGAUUUGUUUGCAAGCCGUUAUGUUUUCCAUGUUAAAAUAUAAAAGGGACUUGAUUGGUUUGUUUUUAAUCAAAUUCUACAUUGCAUGGAUUUUAGAUAUGGAACUGUUUCUGAAUGCAAGUUUAGUUUUUAGUAAAAAUGUUUAAAAAAAUGCCAAAUGUAGUCUAAUUCACACAAAUUGUUCAAAUGCCUUUGGACUGUGAGUUGGAGUACAGAUUUGCUAAUGAUUGUCUACUAGAUGUGCUAGUUGGACCCCAUUAGCAUUAUCUUAGUUUUAAAGUUUUUAUUGUUCCAUUGUUAUAACAUGGUAAUACAACUUUGCUAUUUUUUGUUGGCCUAAAGAUGUUCAUCCUUUAAAUGAGCCGUCUAUAGUGUCUUGCAAGAUGUGACUACACAAUUAAAAAACUACACUUAUAAAAAGGUAAAUACAUAUACUUAGUUGUACUUGUAUACCUGGCAUGCAUAGAAGGAUAUUUGUAAUUGGUAAUUUAUUUCUUCAAUUCUUGUAAAGAAAUCUGUUGUUGGAAAACCUGUUUCAAAUUAAAAGUUCUCACAAGUGUGAAUAAAGUUUUGUUGAGAAUGUAGGUUGCUCCUAUGAAAACUAAACCGAAUCCUCUCUGAUCCUGGUAAACUCUGAUUUUGCUAUCAA
Molecule: messenger RNA, 4439 nt
Organism: Poecilia latipinna (sailfin molly)
Lineage: Eukaryota; Metazoa; Chordata; Actinopteri; Cyprinodontiformes; Poeciliidae
Exons: 17
Coding region: 335-3664 (1109 amino acids)
Source: RefSeq, a predicted model, not a curated record